AUGUCGGGUUUGGUCAGGACGUGGUCCUUAUGUGCUAGGUGUUUAGUGGAAGUAGAGGGGCACAUAUACAAAGUAAAUGUGAUAUGCGUACCGCUACAAGAAUUGAACGUGAUCUUGUGGAUGGAUUGGCUCUCUGCCAAUCGCAUUCUUAUAGAUUGCCGACAUAAAAAGUUAUUGUUUCCCAACUCAGUGGAACCUGAGUUGUUAUCGUCUCAAAGGGUUAUGAAGGAGAUAAAAGAUGACGCGCAAUGCUUCAUAAUCUUUACCCAUCUACAGAUGGAGAAGGAGAAAGGGACGUCUGUUAUACCGGUAGUGCAUGAGUUUGAAGAUGUGUUGCUGGAGGAAGUACCAGAGUUGACUCCUAGUAGAGAGGUGGAGUUCUCUAUUGACCAGGUGCUAGGAACCGGUCUGGUGUAA
Vigna unguiculata (cowpea) is the source of this 417-nucleotide messenger RNA. RefSeq lists its product as uncharacterized. The record is from RefSeq and is a predicted model, not a curated record. Lineage: Eukaryota; Viridiplantae; Streptophyta; Magnoliopsida; Fabales; Fabaceae.